Molecule: messenger RNA, 1863 nt
Organism: Saccharomyces eubayanus
Lineage: Eukaryota; Fungi; Ascomycota; Saccharomycetes; Saccharomycetales; Saccharomycetaceae
Gene: GSM1
Product: Gsm1p
Exons: 1
Coding region: 1-1863 (620 amino acids)
Biological process (GO): cellular response to starvation; regulation of DNA-templated transcription
Cellular component (GO): nucleus
Molecular function (GO): DNA-binding transcription factor activity, RNA polymerase II-specific; zinc ion binding; RNA polymerase II transcription regulatory region sequence-specific DNA binding
Source: RefSeq, a predicted model, not a curated record
AUGACCAAAAAGCUACCCUCAGAGUUGAAGCAAACGAGAAGGUCUAUCCAGACUGCCUGUGAGUUCUGCCAUACUAAGCACAUACAAUGCGAUGUGGGUAGACCAUGUCAAAAUUGUCUAAAGAGAAAUGUUGGAAAUGUUUGCAGAGACAAGAGGAGAAAAUCAAGGAAGCGGGUGGAAAAACAUAGGAUACAUGGUGAACCGUCUUUGGCAAAGAGGCAGACGAUACAUGAUGUACCAUCAAAGACGAUUUCGCCUUCCAGCGUACAAUUGGAGUUCAAGGCGCGGCCCCUUUUGGAACAGCGGGAUUUUUUAUCUUCAGAUCUGAAUAAGGCUACUCGUCCUACUACUAUUCAAUAUACGUACAAUAUCAAUGAUAAUAUUCAAAACGCAGGCUCUAUACCCCGCAUAACAAACUUCAAUACAAACAACGGUCGUGCCGCCUUGGAAAAUGCAUCCAAUGAUAUACCGGCCCCACAACCAUUACAUUUAGUCAAUGACCCCAUCGUCCCCACCUUACGGAAGAGCACUCUAAACCUGAAAUCACAUUUCUUAGAACAAGGUAAAGCCAUGCAUCAACCAGUGGUUGCCAAUUCGUUGGUUACUACCACUUCUAAUAUUCCGGUGCAUCCCGGAUUAAAUGGCGCUAAUGAAAAUGACGAUGCCGAUGAUGAAAGUAAUAUUCAUUUUGAUAGUAUGUGGUGCAAUGACGAGUACAUGAAACUGAAGGAUAUAGUAGAUUUUUCAACGCCGUAUAUACCGAACAACUCCCAGAUUUUUUCACACCAAGAGACGACGUUCCCGAACGGCAAUACGCCUAUGAAAGGAGACUCUCCUCUUCAUUUAGCGAAUCUUUUAAACAUGACGAAAACCACUAAUAAUAAUAAACAAUCUUCCAUUGGUGGAUCCGCCUCUACUUUCAACGCGUAUGAUGAAAUCGUGUCCAGGCCCUAUAUUUCAUUAGAUAUGUUGCAUUCCAACUCCAAUCCCAACGUAAAGCCGAAUUCUUCGAUUACUGAGAAAGCAGAAGAGAAAGGUGAUAUCUCUGAUUCGGGCCAAGAAAAGCGUGAUAGCGAUUUUAUAUCACCUUCAAAGUUUCGUGAGUUAGUGAAGACUCCUCAGGACUUAUAUGACAACAAAUUUAUAAUAAAACCUCAUGACUAUAAACUCGCGUACACCAAAUUGUUAGCCUGUCUAAGAAAAAAAUUCAUCGAAGAAACCAAAGAUGAACAAUCUGGUUCUGCAGAGUCUGGAAAGCAUAACCGAGGAAAGGACUUAACUCAUGACCUGCAGGUUAUAAUACGAUCCAUAUUGGAACGGUAUGCUCCAAUUUUCAUUUCAUUGACUUCUAAUAUGAUCGAAGAAGAUUUGUUAUUACAGGAAGUCACUUUGCAGAGAGCUUUAUUAGACUUGGAAAACAUGGCAAAAUUAGUAAGCUGCACGCCAAUAUGUAUUUGGAGAAGAUCUGGGGAAAUUUGCUUCGUUAGCAAUGAGUUUUAUUCUUUGACGGGGUUUAAUAAAAAUGUAAUAUUAGACCGGAAUUCAUUCAUAUUCGAGUUUCUAGAUCAUAAAAGUGUUUCAAAUUAUUUUCAAAUUUUUAACGAAUUGUUGGCCUUUGGUUACAAUGAUAUUAACAAAAAAAAAAAACUAUUGAUGUUAAAUUCAUCGUCUUCAACCUCGUCUAAGAUUACAGACGGAUUUUCUUUUACUACUGACGGGAAAGCCAUCUUCACUAAAUGCAACUUAUUAUUGAGUAACGGCCUGUAUUUGAAGUGUGCUUGUUGCUGGACAGUAAAAAGAGAUUUUUUCAAUAUUCCCAUCCUGGUGAUGGGUCAAUUCUUACCGAUUUUUGAUAUGGAUUAG